Messenger RNA from Verticillium nonalfalfae, 690 nucleotides. It is a transcript of the gene VMA4, whose product is annotated as V-ATPase V1 sector subunit E. Bases 1 to 690 code for a protein of 229 amino acids. Gene Ontology annotation, biological process: proton transmembrane transport. The transcript is spliced from 3 exons. NCBI's taxonomy places the organism in Eukaryota, Fungi, Ascomycota, Sordariomycetes, Glomerellales, Plectosphaerellaceae. Gene Ontology annotation, molecular function: proton-transporting ATPase activity, rotational mechanism. The record is from RefSeq and is a predicted model, not a curated record. Gene Ontology annotation, cellular component: proton-transporting two-sector ATPase complex, catalytic domain.
AUGUCGAACCAACCGUUGACCGACGACCAAGUCGGCAAUGAGCUCCGCAAGAUGACCGCGUUCAUCAAGCAAGAAGCCAUGGAGAAGGCCCGCGAAAUCGAGAUCAAGGCCAACGAGGAGUUCGCAAUCGAAAAGUCCAAGCUCGUCCGCCAGGAGACAGAUGCGAUUGACACGGCCUACGAGAAGAAGUUCAAGCAGGCCACCAUGUCGCAGCAGAUCACCGCUUCCACCGUCGCCAACAAGACCCGUCUCAAGGUCCUGGCCGCCCGCCAGGAGCUCCUCGACAGCAUCUUCGAGGCCGCCGGAAAGAAGCUCGCCGACGGUGUCAAGGACAAGUCGAAGUACCAGGGCAUUCUCAAGAACCUCAUUCUCGAGGGCUUCUACGGCCUCAGCGAGUCCGAGGUCCAGAUCCGCGCGCGGAAAGCUGACAACGAUGUUGUGAAGAAGGCCAUUGACGAGGCGGCCAAGGAGUACAAGAAGAAGACGAGCAAGGACGUCACAGCGACCAUCGAUCAGCAGAACCCCCUGCCCGAGGGAAGCAAGGGCGGCGUGUCCAUUGUCGGAACCGGCGGCAAGAUUGAGAUUGACAACACUGUUGAGCAGCGGCUAAAGCUGCUGGAGGACACUGCCCUGCCGGCCGUGCGAGAGACGCUGUUCGGCAAGAACCCUAACCGCAAAUUCUACGAUUAA